GGACGUUCCGGGAAGUCUUGUAAGUUGCACACGCCCUGGGAUUUUUUUUUCGGGGGGGGCGGGGGAAGUAAAAACGGACGACGAUGGUCGGGUUACAGCUUCUUCUGAUCAAUCGGUGAAGUGCCAUUGGGGGGAUUAUUUUUUUUCUUUCUUCUCGGGGUACUGUGCUGUUCGGACAUGUGUGGAUGGUGCAUGGAGGCCGAGGGAUGGGAUGGGAUCAUGUAUACGGAGUAGAUGGUUGUGGGAUGAACUGUACAGUAAGUACGGUAGGUGGUCGGUAUCACCGGAGCAAUAGUCUAGAGCCAAGCAGAAUUUCUUUUGUUGUUCUUUUUCUCGGCUCAUGUCUGGAUCGACCAUCUGGUCCUAUCAAACCACUUGACACUUGGCAUGUUGCAAGAUUGUGUAUCCUCGGCAUUAGCGCGGACGGAAAGGGGAUGCCCGUUCGUUGUUUGUUCGGCGAUGUGAUGGUUCUUGUUCUUGGUGGUGGGGUGGGGGGGGGUGUCUGUCUGUCACCUUGGGAGUUCGAAGCGGGAGGAGAAAGUCUGGAGGGGCCCAGGGAGGAGGAGGGAGGGAGAGGCUGGGCCGAGCGGGCAUGCGCGGGACGAUCUGCGCUGCCCUGCGCUGCGCUGCCCUCUUCGCCUAUUCACGGGGGUCGAUGGGGAUGAUCUCACUGCGCCGCCCUCCUGUUCACAUAACCUCAUAACCAGAGGGAAACUAUUAACCCGAGCACCCGAGGUUCGCCAUUGCUAUGGAGGGUCGUCCUA
This is a messenger RNA of Aspergillus aculeatinus CBS 121060, 764 nucleotides long. RefSeq lists its product as uncharacterized. Lineage: Eukaryota; Fungi; Ascomycota; Eurotiomycetes; Eurotiales; Aspergillaceae. The coding region runs from base 186 to 665 and encodes 159 amino acids. The transcript has a single exon. The record is from RefSeq and is a predicted model, not a curated record.